CACCUAGAGAAAUUUUAAUAAUAAUAAGCUAUUGUUGACGCAACAUUUGAUUCGGAAGUCGAAAUCAUUUAUCGUUCAAUACGACCUUGACACUCGCUGAUUUCUCAAAUUGUCAACAGUAUAAAAUAUCUUCAGCACUGUAGUACGGCACAGUCAGAACAACUGCUUGGUACAAUGAGGGCUUUGGUACUUCUAGGGUUGGUAGCCCUCGUGGCUGUAGUCUCCGCUAGAGACAUGAGGGAGAAGAGAUCAGCUGAUCUUGAAGCAGCAGCGUCGGGUCACGGCUGGGACAAAGGUGGCGGUCAUGAACAUCACGAGCAUCAUCAUCAUGAGCACGGCGAAAAGGGGCAUAAAGGACACAAGGGCCACCAUGAAGACCACCACGGCAAGAAAGGUCAUCACCACCAUGAAGGACAUAAAGGCCAUCAUGGUGAACACGGAGGUCACAAGAAACAUCAUCACCAUGAUGAUGGGUACCAUCAUCACCAUGAGCACGGUGAGAAGGGUGAACACGGUCACGGUCAUGAGGAACACGGCCACUGGCACAAAGGACACGACACGAAGGGACAUCAUGGUGUCGAGAAACACGACGAAUUCAAAAAGGACAAGCACUUCCAUGAUCAUCACGGAGAGAAGGGGCAUCACGAGCACCACGGAGGUCACCACGAAGAGGGUGGUUACAAGAAGGGGGGUGAGUUCCACAAGGGUCACAAGCACGGCGGACACCAUGAGCACCAUCACGGUAAGAAGGGUCACCAUGAGAAGGGAGGACAUCACCAUGACCACAAGGGACACCACGGUGAGGGUGGUCAUCAUGAGCAUUGGCACCAUCACCACGACCACGACAAGAAGGGUGGACACGAAGACCAUAAGCACUGGGGACACAAAUCUGGGCAUUAAGGAUAUAGUACCAAUUGUUUUCUUUUUGUUAUGUUUUUACCACAAAUAAUAAAAUUUGAUUAAUUUUUGUACA
Messenger RNA from Pieris rapae (cabbage white), 973 nucleotides. RefSeq names its product histidine-rich glycoprotein-like. NCBI's taxonomy places the organism in Eukaryota, Metazoa, Arthropoda, Insecta, Lepidoptera, Pieridae. Bases 175 to 900 code for a protein of 241 amino acids. The record is from RefSeq and is a predicted model, not a curated record. The transcript has a single exon.